Molecule: messenger RNA, 2267 nt
Organism: Paralichthys olivaceus (Japanese flounder)
Lineage: Eukaryota; Metazoa; Chordata; Actinopteri; Pleuronectiformes; Paralichthyidae
Product: BTB/POZ domain-containing protein 6-B-like
Biological process (GO): neurogenesis
Cellular component (GO): cytosol
Molecular function (GO): protein binding
Source: RefSeq, a predicted model, not a curated record
AUGCCCACGGCGGACUGCAGGCUGCUCCAUCAUGGCCGGAUCAUGAGGUGUUGGACGUAUCUGCUGCUACUCCCCGAAACGCUGAAAAAGUCCAAGCAGGUCGGCGGGCUCCCGGGCAGGCUGCCGCUGUACUAUGAGAUCCUGAGCCUGUCCCUGGGCAGCAAGAAGGACAAGAGGCAGAGGAAGAUGGCCGCGGAGCUCUACCCCGCGUCCGGCAACACCAACCUGGCCAACGGCACCACGGUGGCGGACACCGACAAGAGCAAGGCGGCGCAGGUGAGCCAGGCCGGCGGCAGCAGCGGCGGCGGCGGCAGCGCGGCCACCACCCCGACCACCCAGCAGAACAUCAACAACAACAACCUGGAGCCCCCCAGCUGGCAGAGCAGCCACCCCACACUGAGAGAGAGGAAUGCCUUGAUGUUUAACAAUGAGCUGAUGGCUGAUGUCCACUUCAUCGUCGGCCCCCUGGGGGACUCGCAGAGGGUUCCAGCUCACAAGUACGUGCUGGCCGUGGGAAGCUCCGUCUUCUGUGCCAUGUUUUACGGCGAUCUGGCGGAGGAGGACCCUGAGAUCCAUAUCCCAGAUGUGGAACCUGCUUCUUUUCUAAUUCUGCUGAAGUACAUGUACAGUGAUGAGAUUGACCUGGAGGCAGACACGGUGCUGGCCACCCUGUACGCUGCCAAGAAGUACAUUGUCCCUGCACUGGCCAAGGCCUGCGUCACCUUUCUGGAGACGAGCCUGGAGGCCAAGAAUGCCUGCGUGCUGCUGUCUCAGAGCCGCCUGUUCGAGGAGCCCGAGCUGACGCAGCGAUGCUGGGAGGUGAUCGACGCUCAGGCCGAGCUCGCUCUGUGCUCCGAGGGCUUCUGCGAGAUCGACCUGCAGACGCUGGAGAUCAUACUGCGGAGGGAGACCCUGAACACCAAGGAGGUGGUGGUGUUUGAGGCCGUUAUGAACUGGGCCACAGCGGAGUGCAAGAGACAAGGUUUGGGGCCGACCACUCACAACAGAAGAGAGGUCCUUGGCAAGGCGCUGUUUCUGGUGCGCAUCCCCACGAUGAGCCUGGAGGAGUUCGCUAACGGGGCGGCGCAAUCUGACAUCCUGACACUGGAGGAGAUGCACAAUGUGUUCCUGUGGUACACUGCAGCUAAAAAGCCUCAGCUGGACUUUCCUCUGACUGCGAGGGCGGGUCUGGCGCCUCAGAGGUGCCAUCGCUUCCAGUCCUCGGCCUACCGGAGCAAUCAGUGGCGCUACCGCGGCCGGUGCGACAGCAUUCAGUUUGCUGUGGACAAGCGGAUUUUUAUCGCUGGUUUGGGACUGUAUGGGUCGAGCGGCGGCAAAGCAGAGUACACUGUCAAAAUUGAACUCAAGAGACAGGGGGUGGUCCUGGCCCAGAACCUGACCAAGUACGUGUCGGACGGGUCGAGCAGUACGUUCCCUGUGUGGUUCGAACAUCCUGUUCAGGUGGAGCAGGACGCGUUCUACACAGUGAGCGCCGUGCUGGACGGGAACGAACUCAGCUACUUCGGCCAGGAGGGCAUGACGGAGGUGCAGUGCGGGAAGGUGACCUUUCAGUUCCAGUGUUCCUCCGACAGCACCAACGGGACUGGAGUACAGGGAGGACAGAUCCCCGAGCUGGUGUUCUACGCAUAAGCUGCUCUGGACUGCUGAUGGGAACUCGCCUCCCAGCCUUUAAAGUAAUGUAGCAGUAAAGACACUUGAGUAAUGUCACACUUCGGCCUGGUUACUUCUCCAAGAGACUGUUUUAAAAAGGAGCGAAGGAGCUGUCGUUUCAUCUUAUUUAAUUUAAUGUUUUUUUUUUUUAUUUAAAUACUUGGUUAACGUUAUUUGCUCGGGUGCGUGUGUGUUAAAGGGCUGCGGCUGCUGUAGAGAAAAAACAUUAACACAGUGAUUUGUGGUUAUGUAAUCAAGCUGAGCUCAGCAAGCGGAACAACGAGUGACUGCUUCACAGUGUGUAAAUCGCGAGUCCUUCUACGAUGUUGUUGCUACGGUCCAGGCGGCAACAUCACGACCAGGAGCGGACUUUAUGUCGUGUUAUGAUUCUAAACGCAGAGAGAGGAAGAAAAAAAAAAAAAAAGGUAGAAAUCUUGUGGAGUUGUUUUGCACUUCAGAGAAACGGCCUCGGAAACGUUGUGUCUUUUGUAAAAAAAUAUGACAACGGCUUGAUGCUGUUUGAGACCAGAUGUGUUCUGUACAAGAAUGCCUAUACACCUGAUGAUGAAACAUAAAGGUAUUAUAAUGUGAUUGAA